GACUCCUUAGGAAGGACAUUGAGUUGGUCUCUGUCCUCCAAACACAUACGAACACACAUACAGGUACACAAAAGAAUUUUAACUUAGAAUUCAUGUUCAUAAAGGAGAAUAGAUGUGGAUAAUUAUGAAGACAGAAUAGAAAAUAGUUGCAGCUUUGAUGCAAUUGUUCAGCAGUUUUGAGCUUUGACAGUUACAUAUAUAGACCUGUGACUUGACUUAAGAUUUCCCCCCCUUUUACAGAAAUAAGAAUUUUUCACUUUCUAUACAGUGCUCAGUAAAUUAUGCCGUAUAUAAAAAUGGGCUUUGUAUGAGAUGGAUUGUCAUGGUAAGUUUACUAAGCACAUUGAAAGUAAGGGAGGCUAAGCUGUAGUGUUCAAAGUGUCGGGUGGAUUAAAUACACCUAGUGGAUUGGGCUAGCAUUUGGUCUACUGGGGUGGAAUGCUGUCAUGAGCUAACACUUCUUUGCUAACACAAUUAGGAACUAAAGAAACUGUUUCCUCAGGGAGACAGCAUUGCACACUCUAUGCACUGAGAAAGAGUACUGUAAGUGCCAGAAAGGGGUCCAAAAAUAGGAAAGUCCUUUCUUAAUAGACACGGGUUCCACAAAUUCCUCUGUGUAGAACAUCUGGCCCAGACUAACAGUGCCAAGAAUCACUUAGCUGGACUGACGGCUUCCCAGGCCACCCGCACUCCAUCAGCACACACCUGACACACCAGCUUCUCUUCUUUCAACACUUGGCUCCCAGAUAGUCACAGAGCGCAUGAAUGGAACCAUCUAAGACAAGGUACACAAGAAUUAGGGCUGGACCAAUACACAAUCAUCAAAACGUCAUCGCAUAAGACAGUGAGACCAGCUUUCCUCCUAGAACUUAGUUUGAACUCUGCCUUACCAAAGAAAAACAAAUCUUUAUUAUGUUUAUCCAAAAUCUAUGCCACACCAAAAAUCUCCAGUUGGCAUAACACAUGGCAUGACCUGGAAAAUGUAAAUACAGUAGAGAAAUAAAUGAUACUCUGUAUAUCGCUACUGGUGCCCAUGAGCUCAGCAAAGGGGAAAUACGAACUGAAUAAUAUAUUGAAAGAUAACAGUCAAGACAGAUUUUUUUGGUGACCCUUGUUCUGACCUGCAGCUUUCAAGCUGUUUGUAGGGCACUGACGGCCCCUCACAUCGACUUGACGUGGGAUUGAAGUCUCUGUUUCUUUGAAUCUAGUCCUUUUGUAAAAGUUAAAGGUAGUUGAGUCCAAGUUUGGUCUGAAAUCCUGUGACCCUCAGCUCUAUGAUCAAAGUCCACUGUAGGCAUUUGAAUAGAUGCCAGCAAAGCUCAGGCUCCGCUUCAAACAGGUCCUCCAAGUACCUCUCAGCCAUGUGCAGGGGUUUGCUGAGUUUGAUCUUGAGCUGUGCACAUUUGGGGAGUCGACAGUCCCGUUGGCUGGUAAGCCCUGCUUGGCAGAGCUCUGCUUUAAUUAUCAUGGCCCUGGGGUCUGUUCCGUUUCCCGUGUUUCAGCACCUUACUGGGUGUAACCUUAUCUUUCCAUUUUGCAUGCAUGACGGAUCUAAACCAGUACAGGUGAAGUUUGUCUUUGACCCAACAGCUGGACUACUUCCAGGUUUCACAACCACGGGGGGAAAAAUCCCCAAACCCCAGCUCUUCUUAUCAUCCCAUUUUGUGGAACAGCCAUGGUGGGUGAGAUGCUAACACAGUUAGUCACAGUUCCAGUAUUGAUCGAUUAAACUUUAUUCUCCACCAAGUGUACAUGCUUAGAGGGAGGUGGUGUUUGUGGGUAACAAUGAGGUUUCCCUCAGAAGCCUUGGGAAUGGGAAAUGGCCAACCUCUAGACAUCAAGGACUUAAACAAAUGCAUAACUGAAGGAGAUAAAAUGUUUCCUUUCCAUUUGGGAAAAAUCAUUUCAGAAAAAGCAGGGGUACAGCCCAACAUUGCAAGGAACCCAAGGCUUUCAGUUUGAGGUCACCUUUAAUAGUCCAGCACCAAAUUAACUGUGUGCUUUCAUUUUGCAAACAUUUUUUUUUUCAAAUCAUAGAGCUCACUCACUGUCUCUGAUUUUUUCCCUUUAAAGUCAUACUCGUUAGCAUACCAAGGAACUAAUUUUCAAACAUGCCCACCCUGGGAAUACAAUGUGGCUCUAGUGAAAGAAAGUAUGUGACCGCAGGUGAACUGCACUGGGACCCAAAAUAAGUAACCAGAGAAGCAGAGAUCUGUCCAGAAUGCCUUAAGGAUGAGGGCACUUCCGUCCCUGGGGAGUGGGUAGAUGCUUGGGUUACUUGGAAUGUCAUAUGCCCUUACCAUGGGCUUCAUAGACUGUCUCCUGGUGCUAUUCACUCUCCCUUGAGAGACUUCUGAAUAAUAAGCUCCUUAAAUAAUAUGAUAUCAAGAAGAUGCUGUCAGAUGUUUUGUAAGACCAGUGACUGCUGAGGGUCUCUGUCUGCAUCUUUCCAGUGGUAAAUAAAAAUGAUAAAUAUUUUGAAUUUUUAAUUGCUUUGCCCUCCAUAUGCACACAAAAACUCAUGUGUUCAAGGCUUGGUCCUCAGUGCAGUAUUCAAAAGAAGGACUUUCAGGAAGUGGUUGGAUUGGGAGGGGUCUGACCUAAUCAAUGGAUUGAUCUAUUGAUAGAGACAUAAUUUGAUAGCAUUAAUAAUUGGAGGUUGUAGGAAAGAGGAUAUGAGCCUAUUUGGAGGAUGUAGGUCUCUGUGAGGUAGGCUCUUUGCUACAUCACCUGUUCACCAAUGUUCUUCCUCAUGGUGCACCCUUGUAAAAACAGAGGCACCUGAUCAUGGACUGGAAUCAUGGAACCAUGAGCCAAAGCAAACGCCCUCUACCAUUAAGUUGCUUUCUCAAAGGCAUUCUGUCACAAUCAUUGUCUUAAGUGUUUUGUUUUUGUUUUAAUUGCUGUGAAGAGAUACCAUGACCACAGCAACUCUUAUAAGGAAAACAUUUCACUGAGGGGGCUUACUUACAGUUUCAGAGGGUCAGCUCAUUAUCAUCAAGAUGGGACAUGGCAGCCAUCACACCUUCUCCUAGCACUUCAAUUCCGGCUUGUCAUCGGUCUUCGGCCGCCGCCUCCACUCGCCAUGGACCCUAACUGCUCCUGUGCCACAGAUGGAUCCUGCUCCUGCUCCGGGUCUUACAAAUGCAAAGAGUGUAAAUGCACCUCCUGCAAGAAAAGCUGCUGCUCCUGUUGCCCGGUGGGCUGUAAGAAGUGCUCCCAGGGAUGCAUCUGCUUUGGACAAGUGCAGCUGCUGCACCUGAAGUGGGACCCCCUCAGGCGCGUGUAAAUAGAGCAAUGUGUAGAAACGUCAUUUUUUUUUUUUUUACAACCCUGGCCUAUUCUCCACACCUUUCUAUGAAAGCAUGUAACUGAUAAUAAAAAGCGUUGACUUAAAAAAAAAAAGAUAGGACAUGGUGACACGUAGGCAGACUUAGCUGAGAGUCCUACAUCUUGCAGGCAACAGGAAGUUGACUGAGACACUUGGCAGUAUCCUACACAUAGGAAGCCUCAAAGUCCACCCCUAUAGUAACACACUUCCUUUAACAAGGCCACAUCCACUCCAACAAAGCCACACCUCCUAGUAGUGUCACUCCCCAUAAGAUUAUGGGGACCAAUUACCUUCAAACUACCACAUCAUAAAAAGUGAUAGACAGAGUGGGAUGAAAGGUUUACUGCACCUUGGAGAGAGAUAGUCUGCAUUUCUGACUAUAAACAGUCAGCAUGUCUACUUAGUCAUCAGUUUCUUAUAAAUUAACUAAGUUAUGCCAUUUCUGAACAUCUUGAAAAGCACUUGGGUCUGACUUCUUCAUUUGUGUGCUGGGUGGGGAUGCUAAGCCUCCGUGGGACUGUUGUUUUAAAAACGGUAAGUACCUAAUGCCUUCCACAUCGUGAGCAUUACACAAAUCUACUUAAUAUUCAAUUUUAUUUCUGUUAUGAUUCUUUAUUUCAAAGAUCAACAGAUGUCAACACAAUUUAUAAUGUGCUAGGGAUUUUUAAACCCAUUCUCCAGCAGGCCAUUGUUAACAAAAUAGACAUUACUUUCUUUUAUUUAUCAUGUGAAAGUUACAAAA
Molecule: messenger RNA, 4073 nt
Organism: Peromyscus eremicus (cactus mouse)
Lineage: Eukaryota; Metazoa; Chordata; Mammalia; Rodentia; Cricetidae
Product: metallothionein-2-like
Exons: 1
Coding region: 3086-3289 (67 amino acids)
Molecular function (GO): metal ion binding
Source: RefSeq, a predicted model, not a curated record